Messenger RNA from Funneliformis mosseae, 1509 nucleotides. The record is from the annotation of a GenBank genome assembly. NCBI's taxonomy places the organism in Eukaryota, Fungi, Glomeromycota, Glomeromycetes, Glomerales, Glomeraceae.
AUGCAAUCCGUAAUUAAUUCUACUCCAGAGGUUGUCGCUGGUGCUACAGAAGUUGCCAUAGGUUUAAGUUCAUUAGAUACUACAAAAGCUACUCUUGUGGCUGUAGGGACCGUUGGAGAAGCCAUUAAACCGUUUAUACCAUUAAUUGCGGCUAUCGUUAUGAAAGAUUUGAAUUUCACUAUGACAAUUGUCAAUGAAGAACAGCGUAAAAUUGACCAGCAAGCUCUUUCUGAAGAUAUAGCCGAAAUGACCAGGAAUCAAAUAGAUAGCAUUCAUGACAUUAAAAAAAGUAAUCUACCGAUACCUGAGUCUAUUAAAGCAAACAAAAUAGAACCAAAUGAGCUUACUGAACCCCUUGGAGGGAAGGCAUCUGAUCGUCGUGGGAAAGAGGAACCUUAUACUUUAAGGAAAUGCUUAAAGCAGAGUAUAGACGUCGCUUGUAUUCCAACUACAUUACAAGAUGAUAAUUCCCAGAAAGCUCAAAGGGUUCAAGCUCAACUAACUAUUUUAGGAAAACUUCGAGAUUCUCCCAACAUUUUGAAAUUUUAUGGACUCUCUUAUGUCGAUAAUCGCCUGGUCAAGAAAUUGAGAAACGCUAAUAAUCAGUUAUAUAACAUGAAAUGCGAAGUUUUCAGUUUUGGCAUGCUUCUUUGGGAAUUGGCAUUUGAAAAGAUUCCCUACGAACGUUGGGACAUGGCUAAAAUAAAAGAAUAUGUUUUGUCUAACAAACGAGAAAAGAUUACAUUUGGUAAAGAAAAUCCUGAUAUUCAAAACCUCCAAAAAAGUUAUGCGAAAAUUAUCGUUUCCGCUUGGCAAGAUGAUCCACAAAUUCGAGCUUCAUUACAGCAGAUUUUCUUGGAAUUACAUGACUUGUAUACAAAAUAUUGCGCUGCGGGGUACAAUGCUUCGCCUGCUCUUAAACCCGAUAAAACUUUAGAUUUGGAUGGAACUAGAGCGAUUUCGGUUAGUGAUGUAGGAGGGUUAGAUUUGCCAGAUCUGGAUAUGGAAUUCUCUAUUGAUGCAAUACAAGAAAUCAUACCACUUGAAGAUGGUAUUGCAGCUCACAAGAGAAAAGAAACGAAUGUAGCAUGGGAAUGUUUUAAUGCACACGCAGAUUUAGGUAAUACAACAGCCAAGUAUUGGAAAGGAUAUUAUUUAUGGGAAGGUUAUGCUGGUCAAAAAGAUCGGGUUGAAGCAUCAAAAUUAUUUAAAGCAGCAGCUGAUGACGGAUUGGCAGAUGCGCAGUUACGAUAUGCAUUUAGUUUAGUUGGAAAUCCUGGAACUAAAUUUAAUAAGAACGUAUUUAUUGAAUAUCUUACGAAAGCUGCAGAUAAUAAUAAUAGUACGGCUCAAUUUAAUCUAGGCGAUUUAUAUAUUCAUGGUAAAUUGGGUGUAUCCAAAGAUGAACUAUUGGGCAAGAAAUAUUUAAAGCUAGCUGCACUAUCUAGUCAGCCUAAAGCUAUUGAAAUCUUACAAAAACUGAACAUUAAUAUUUAUAAUGAUGAUUAG